UCUGGUUCCAUAAAGAUCACAGCCCUGGAAACCCUAUAGGGUUGCUGUGAGUCUGAAUUGACUUGAUGGCAAAAGGUUUGGUUUUGUUAUUUGAAACAUGUUAUACAUCGUCACUCCCAACCAGCUAAGAGGCUGAGUUCUAGUUCUUUAUACUUAGGCAACUGUGACUUGUUGCUUGUGCUGAGUAAAUGGUAGGUUAUGUUACUGGAACAUGCUUAGUGUAAGAAUGGAGAAAACUGGAGAAUUUUGAUAUCUCCAGGAAGCACCUACCUUUGAAUGUUUACAGGAAAAUAAUGGGAUACACUCCAAAGGGAGGGGGGAAAAAGCAAAGAAGAGGAGUGUAUUCACAGGCAGAGGAGGAAGCGGAAAGCAAGGCAAAGUUAGGAAAAUAAAAGGCGAUUUAAAAAGAAAUAAUAACAGAGAUGGGGAGGGCAAGCGGACAGGAGCCAGUUAGACCGGGGACAGGAGUGGGUGGCGAAUGAGUGGCUAGCCCAGUGACUUGCCAAGCAGGCACCAGGAGGAGGAGGAGAGACGGGAGGGGCUUGGCCAAGGGUAAAGGCAGAGCAAGCCAUAAAAGGGAGAUGACCCCAGCUGGCUGAUGCCACCACUGACCUGCGACGCCCAGGACGAGGGAGCCCAAGGAGGGAAAAGGAGAGGGAAGGCCAGGCUGCCGAAGCCGGCCCCGGGCUCGCGAGGGAGGCGCUCUGACCGGAGAGGAGAGACCUCUCGGAGCUCCCGGCAGCCCCGUCACUAUGUGCGAACUGUACAGUAAGCAGGACACCCUGGCGCUAAGGAGGAGGCACAUCGGGCCCUCAUGUAAAGUUUUCUUUGCUGAUGAUCCCAUCAAAAUUGUGCGAGCUCAGAGGCAGUACAUGUUUGAUGAGAAAGGCGACCAGUAUUUGGACUGCAUCAGCAAUGUGGCCCAUGUGGGACACUGUCACCCUGAAGUGGUCAAAGCUGCCUUGAAACAGAUGGAACUGCUAAAUACAAACUCUCGGUUCCUUCACGACAGCAUUGUUGAGUAUGCCAAGCGCCUUUCAGCAACCCUGCCGGAGAAACUCUCUGUUUGCUAUUUUACAAAUUCAGGAUCUGAAGCCAAUGACUUAGCCCUACGCCUGGCUCGGCAGUACAGAGGCCACCAAGAUGUGAUCACUCUUGACCAUGCUUACCAUGGUCACCUAUCAUCUUUAAUAGAGAUCAGUCCAUAUAAAUUUCGAAAGGGCAAAGAUAUCAAGAAAGAAUUUGUACAUGUGGCACCACAUCCAGAUACUUACAGAGGAAAAUAUAGAGAAGACCAUCCAGACCCAGCCAGUGCUUAUGCAAAUGAGGUGAAGAAAAUUAUUGAAGAUGCUCAUAACGGUGGGAGAAAGAUUGCUGCCUUUAUUGCUGAAUCCAUGCAGAGUUGUGGCGGACAAAUAAUUCCUCCAGCAGGCUACUUCCAGAAAGUGGCAGAAUACGUACAUGGAGCAGGGGGUGUAUUUAUAGCUGAUGAAGUUCAGGUAGGCUUUGGCCGAGUUGGGAAACAUUUCUGGAGCUUCCAAAUGCAUGGCGAAGACUUUGUUCCCGACAUCGUCACAAUGGGAAAACCAAUUGGCAAUGGCCAUCCAAUGGCAUGUGUGGUAACAACCAGAGAAAUUGCAGAAGCCUUCAGCAGCUCUGGAAUGGAGUAUUUCAAUACGUAUGGAGGAAAUCCAGUAUCUUGUGCUGUUGGUCUGACUGUCCUGGAUAUAAUUGAAAAUGAAGACCUUCAAAGAAAUGCCACCAGAGUAGGGAAUUAUCUUACAGAGUUACUGAAUAAACAGAAGGCUAAACAUACUUUGAUAGGAGAUAUCAGGGGCUUUGGCCUUUUUAUUGGGAUUGACUUAGUGAAGGACCAGCAGAAAAGGACCCCUGCCACAGCUGAGGCUCAACAUGUCAUCUACAAAAUGAAGGAAAAGCGAGUGCUUCUCAGUGCUGAUGGACCUCACAGAAAUGUGCUUAAAAUAAAACCACCUAUGUGCUUCACGGAAGAGGAUGCAGAGUUUAUGGUGGAACAACUCGAUGGGAUUCUAACAGUUUUAGAAGAAGCCACAGGUGCCAGAACUGAAAGCAUGAUCUCUGCGAAGACUCCAUGCAGAGCAAAAAUGCCUAAUGAAGCACACUCGGAAUUGCUCAGUGAUGGCUGCACUGACACCAAAGAAAAUCCCAAAAAGAGAAAUGGAUUGCACGCGGAUAAACUGUCGCUGCUCAGUCAGAGGCUCAAGACAUGA
This is a messenger RNA of Loxodonta africana (African savanna elephant), 2249 nucleotides long. It is a transcript of the gene ETNPPL, whose product is annotated as ethanolamine-phosphate phospho-lyase. Lineage: Eukaryota; Metazoa; Chordata; Mammalia; Proboscidea; Elephantidae. Gene Ontology annotation, molecular function: transaminase activity; pyridoxal phosphate binding; ethanolamine-phosphate phospho-lyase activity. The record is from RefSeq and is a predicted model, not a curated record.